CUGCACCAAUAUACCCCGUUCCUGUUGCAGAGACUCCUUCCCCAAACUAUACCAAACCACCCUACCCCACCCUUUCACCACACACAUCUUCACAAUGGGUCUUUCCGCCGAGCUCAAGACGCCCGUUACCGGCACCUACACCCAGCCCACCGGCCUGUUCAUCAACAACGAGUGGGUUGAGGGCGUCGACAAGAAGACCUUCGAGGUCGUGAACCCUUCCACCGAGGAGGUUAUCGUCUCCGUUUCUGAGGCCACGGAGAAGGAUGUCGACAUUGCCGUUGCCGCUGCCCGCAAGGCCUUCAACGGUGUCUGGCGCCAGACCACCCCCGGCCAGAGGUCCAUCUACCUCCUGAAGCUUGCCGAGCUCGUUGAGAAGAACAUUGACCUCCUCGCCGCCGUUGAGUCUCUCGACAACGGCAAGUCCAUCACUAUGGCCAAGGGCGAUGUCGGUGCCGUCGUCGGCUGCAUUAGGUACUACGGUGGAUGGGCCGACAAGAUCGAGGGCAAGACCAUCGAUGUCGCCCCCGACAUGUUCCACUACACCCGCCAGGAGCCCAUUGGUGUCUGCGGUCAGAUCAUCCCCUGGAACUUCCCCAUCCUCAUGCUGGCCUGGAAGAUCGCCCCCGCCCUGGCCACCGGUAACACGGUCGUCAUGAAGACUGCCGAGCAGACCCCUCUGUCCGGUCUCGUGUUCGCCAACCUCAUCAAGGAGGCUGGCUUCCCCCCCGGUGUCUUCAACCUGAUCAACGGUUUCGGCAAGGUCGCUGGUGCCGCCAUCUCCUCUCACAUGGACAUUGACAAGGUCGCCUUCACUGGUUCCACUCUUGUCGGUCGCCAGAUCAUGAAGGCGGCUGCCGCCUCCAACCUGAAGAAGGUCACCCUCGAGCUCGGCGGCAAGUCGCCCAACAUUGUCUUCAACGACGCCGACAUUGAGCAGGCCAUCUCUUGGGUCAACUUCGGCAUCUACUACAACCACGGCCAGUGCUGCUGCGCCGGUACUCGCAUCUACGUCCAGGAGGGCAUCUACGACAAGUUCCUCGAGGCUUUCAAGAAGAGGGCCCAGGAGAACAAGGUCGGCGACCCCUUCCACGAUGAGACCUUCCAGGGCCCCCAGGUCAGCCAGCUUCAGUUCGACCGUAUCAUGGAGUACAUCAAGAUUGGCAAGGAGGAGGGUGCCACCGUCGAGACCGGUGGUGAGCGUCACGGUGACAAGGGCUACUUCAUCCAGCCCACCAUCUUCAGCAACGUCAAGGCCGACAUGAAGAUCAUGCAGGAGGAGAUUUUCGGCCCCGUGUGCGCCAUCGCCAAGUUCAAGGACGAGGAUGAAGUCAUCGCCCUCGGCAACGACAGCACCUACGGCCUGGCCGCUGCCGUCCACACCAAGGAUCUCAACACGGCCAUCCGCGUCAGCAACCAGCUCAAGGCCGGCACUGUCUGGGUCAACUGCUACAACAUGCUCCACCACCAGGUUCCCUUCGGUGGCUUCAAGGAGUCCGGUAUCGGCCGCGAGCUCGGCGAGGCUGCCCUGUCCAACUACACGCAGAACAAGUCUGUGGCGAUUCGUCUGGGCGGUGCGAUCUACUAA
Messenger RNA from Verticillium alfalfae VaMs.102, 1585 nucleotides. Its product is annotated as aldehyde dehydrogenase. The transcript is spliced from 3 exons. NCBI's taxonomy places the organism in Eukaryota, Fungi, Ascomycota, Sordariomycetes, Glomerellales, Plectosphaerellaceae. The record is from RefSeq and is a predicted model, not a curated record. Gene Ontology annotation, molecular function: aldehyde dehydrogenase (NAD+) activity. The coding region runs from base 95 to 1585 and encodes 496 amino acids.